AUGGAAGAUGCGCCUCGUGUGACUCCCCGCCAGAUCUGGGCGAACCCGGCGACGACCACGACCAAGACCUAUUCGUCUGGAUGCACCCCGUUCAUCUUACCUAGCAAUGGGGUUAUACAUGUCAACAAUUCUUACGCUUUUACCAUCACCGAUAAUGCCGUCUUUGAACCGGUCUGCACUGGCGAUCCGAUGGACUAUACCCAUGUAUCGGCGGUCCUCGAUACCCGUGAUCCGUUCUAUUCCUCCCUAUACGCGAUUGGCUGCGCAACUGUUGUCAGCUAUGUCCUCGUUAUAAUUCUCCUGAUCACUCCCCGAACCUUCUUCAUUGGUGGCCCCGGCGGCGGCGCAAACUUCCUCGGAAGACAUGGCAUGAUCAGUGGUUCAUAUAGUGGGAAUUCGUCGGUCGUCGGAGUUGGAGGUCGGCCAUGGCUGCAGAAAGUAGCGGCAAUUCUCGUUGCGAUAUCUCUAACUAUCGCCACGGUGGACUCUUUCAAAGUUGCUGAGCUGCAGUACACAUAUGGUUACUCGGAUGCCGAGGCCCUAUCGGAAGAAGUGAUCGAUGGGACAGAGAUUCGUAUCGUUCGCGUGAUCUCAAGUACAUUCGUCUGGCUGGCGCAAGUCCAGACCUUGAUUCGACUAUUCCCCCGACAUAAGGAGAAAGUGAUGAUCAAGUGGGCCGGGUUUGCGCUGAUUGUGCUAGACACAACGUUCAGUAUUUUGGAGAAUUUCUAUGUCAAGAAUACAUCUCCACGACCCCGGCUAUACGAUGAUGCGAUUCCCGCACUCAGCUACUUGUUUGAGCUGGCGCUCAAUCUCUUAUAUGCCGCAUGGGUCAUUUUCUAUUCGAUUUCGAAACAUCGCUAUGCCUUUUUUCACCCGAAGAUGCGCAAUAUCUGUUUUGUUGCUCUUUUGUCAUUAUGUGCGAUUUUGAUACCGGUGGUUUUCUUCGUCAUGGAUAUCGCACGCCCUGAAAUCGCUGGUUGGGGUACCUAUAUCCGAUGGGUUGGUUCCGCCGCCGCGAGUGUGGUGGUGUGGGAAUGGGUAGAGCGUAUAGAAGCGCUUGAACGUGACGAGACGAAAGAUGGAAUCCUUGGUAGAGAGGUCUUUGACGGGGAUGAGAUGCUUGAAGUGACUCCGUCCGAGGAGGUUGAUUGGCCUCGUUACGGCCCAAGAAACGACAAGGGAGGUGGAGGUGGUGCAGCUUCGGGUUGGGGUGGCAUGAUAGGGUUGGCCCAUCGUCCUCUGCGAACUCGCGUUGGCAUCCGUGGAACCCGGAAUCGGGGUGUCCCAGCCAAUGUGCCAAAUUCCAACAAUCCUGCAGCUCCUCGGAACCCGAACAACCCUCACCCUACUCCACCUCCAGCAACCUCAACACCGGUCAGCCGCGCGGACACCACUAGCGCUGCGAGCACGGUAUAUAAUGUUCACUAUCAUCCAGUCGCCAGCCCAACACCGCCCGUGGCGAUGCCACAGAUGGAAGAAGAAGACGAGUUCGAGGAGGGCAAGGAAAUUGAGAUUGAGGGAGAUUGGGAACCACAGGUUGCGAAAAAUCUGGCCCCCGAAGAAGCCAGAGAACAGUCACCGCACAUUGCUCCUGCUGAUCCGCGCUGGCGCAAUCUCAUCAACCAUUUCAAACGAAGACGCGCAUCCCUUCCCCGAGAGGUGGCCUUCGCCCAAGCCGUCGAAGAAACUGCACCAGGAAGCGAAGGCUACUCAUCUGAUGACAAUCCAGAUGCGCAAACCUCGCAGGCAAGAAACAACACGUCCUUUUUCAACGGCAAAGGGCUCUCCAGCGCCGGCCAGCAAAAUGUCAACGCAACCUUACCGGUCACCGUCAUCCCAGCCCGACGCCGCGGCCAGCACACCUGGUCUCCUCAGAAUCAUCUCCUGGAACCAUCCUCGCCACGUGAGCCCCAGCCCCCGCCCCGUCCUGGUCGCUCUGAUCUGCCUGUACGGGUCAUUCCAUCCCAGCCACAAGCCUCGGCCCCCUGGACCGAUGCAGACAUGGAGCACGGCGGCAACUACGUCUUGCGCUACGAUCCGGAGACAGCGGAAUUGAUCGACGAAGACGUCAGUCAGGUUCGAGACCGCGAUGCCUCCGGUGACCAUAUAAGCUGGACGGAGUCGACAAUCUCAGAGAGCAAUGAUGCCGGUCGUGCUCAAGGCGCAGAGCCCCGACCUGGUCAUGGGAAUGAAUAG
This is a messenger RNA of Penicillium maclennaniae, 2199 nucleotides long. RefSeq names its product PalH/RIM21 family protein. The record is from RefSeq and is a predicted model, not a curated record. The coding region runs from base 1 to 2199 and encodes 732 amino acids. Gene Ontology annotation, cellular component: plasma membrane. Gene Ontology annotation, biological process: cellular response to pH. The transcript has 3 exons. NCBI's taxonomy places the organism in Eukaryota, Fungi, Ascomycota, Eurotiomycetes, Eurotiales, Aspergillaceae.